UCCCUAGGAGCCUCCCGGUCAAGUAUCUGCCGAGCGCUGAACUCCUCGAUUCCGCGUCGACGGCUGUAAUGCAAUGGUAGAGUAUUCUGGAUGGAUUGCUGAGCCACAUAGAACAGAAAAGCUGAGGUAGCUUCUGAUAACAGGAUUCUGCUUUACUCCUACCUCCUUAGUAUGGGCAUAUCAUUUCUUGUUUGCUUCAUUCUUGGACUGUUGCCUAUAAGAAUCACUGGGAAGACCUGGAAAUGCCAACAUAUCUCCUAUAACUUGACCCGAGAUUAUACAGUAAAAUAUGACUUCCCUACGUUCAGAGCUACGUCUGCGAUCCAGAAUAUGGUUACCUAUGAGCCUGGUAAUGUUAUUUUUGUUGCAGUUCAGAAUAAGAUUUACACAUUGAACUCAGAACUGAAAAUUCUGUCUACUCUAGUGACUGGGCCCUGGGGGAGUACUGAGUGCGAGAUCUGUGCUCUCUGUCCAGUGAAAGGGCCAGUGGAUUUUCAAAACACAGACAACAAAGUUUUGGUGAUGGAUCCUGUUGAACCUUGGCUUUACAGUUGUGGAAGUUCUCAACAUGGCAUCUGUUUCCAGCAUAGGAUUGAGAUACAGGGUGACAUUGUUUUGCUUGGGGAAACCUCCUGCUUGUAUUCGCCUGAGCAGAACAGGCCUUCUGAGUGUCCAGACUGUGUGGCCAGUCCCUUAGGCACAACACUUGUAGUUGUUGAUAUGCGAUCUGCUUCAUACUUUUAUAUUGGAUCUACCAUCAACACAACCAUAGCAGACACAUACAGCCCCAAAUCAGUGUCAAUACGGAGACCAAAGAGUACUUUGGAUGGGUUUGCUUAUCCUUUCCACUCCUUAACUGUGCUGCCGGAGUAUCAAGACACAUACUCUAUUCACUAUGUGUAUUCCUUUCAAUACCAGAAGUUUGUCUAUUUUUUGACAGUCCAAAGGGAAGAUCCUAUUUCCAAUUCAUACCACACUAGGAUAGGACGACUUAGCACUGAAGAGACUGAGGUUCACAGGUACCGAGAGCUGAACUUGGAUUGUCGCAUUCAAUCUAAGCGGAAGAGGAGCCUGAGCAUAAUGCCUAAAGAUGUAGUUUUUAAUGUCUUGCAGGCAGCUCAUGCUACCAAUCCUGGUUCCAUGUUGGCUCAAGCAAUCGGUACCAGUGAAAGAGAACUGGUUCUCUUUGGUGUGUUUGCUGAAAGCCAUCGGGACAGCAAAGUGCCUCAGAAGUACUCGGGCGUUUGUGCUUUUCCUCUGCAUAUGAUCAAUAAAGCUAUUGAAACAGGGAUGACGAAGUGCUGCAGUUUGGACGUUCAUGACAAGAUGCUUCGAGGACUAACGUUUUAUCAACACAUGGAGUACUGCCCACAUAAUGUGAGUCCUCAUCAAGAGUUUUCUGCUUUCAUAUAUACUGUAUAUUAUAUAGAUUUCUUAGGGGUAGUGAGAUAGCUAUUUUAGUAGAGUUAUUACAAUUAAAAAAAAACAAAAACCCAAAUAUGCCAAAUUUUUAUAAAUAAAAAUUGUGCUGUUUUGUUUUAUGUUUUAUUAGAUUUAUUUAUAGAUUUAUAUUAGAUUUUGGUGCUGUUGGUACCAAAACUUCAGUACAAGUAUCAGAGAGGCAGCAGAGGGAUUAAUUGAGCAUUAGUAGUACAGGUGAGUUUAGUUUUGAACUCUAGUACAAAUCUCAUCUUGGUCUGUCACAACACACUUCUGAAAUGACAUAAUUUGACCUUAUGUACAGUCCAAAAUAACCUUUUUGUUGAUCCCUCUUUAUUUGGAUAACAUUUGCAAAUCAUGACAU
Molecule: messenger RNA, 1804 nt
Organism: Pantherophis guttatus
Lineage: Eukaryota; Metazoa; Chordata; Lepidosauria; Squamata; Colubridae
Source: RefSeq, a predicted model, not a curated record